GCAAGGGGGCAGUAGUGAAGAUAAAUGCUUAACUGCUAGUAGUGGUUUUCUCCAUCAUUUUGGCCAUUAAAUCGCUGUCUGAAAUCACAUAUUUGAGGACCUGAACCAAUUCUGGGCACAUCAUUCUGGUAAGCAUCUGAGGUUCAUUUAACCGCAAAAGAACCUCAGUACCUUCUCUUUCAGCCUGCAAAAACCCACAUCCAUUUUGAAUUGGAGUGGUUAUGAAUAGGCCCUUUCUCAGUAUAUCAGACUACCAGCACCUAGCCCAUGUUCUAAUCUGGCUGUCCAACUUCCUGCCAUCUCUUUUUGAGAACACUGAAUAGUAAUUCCUUACCCACAGUACUUUUUCAUAGGAAAUUACUAAAAAAAGCAAUCUUUGACUUCUUUAAGAGGUCAAAGGGGAGGGCCUAGGUAUGGUGGAAAUAGUACUCAUCUAAGAGUUUAGAAGACCCAAAUUCUUAUUCCCCUCACUGCCAGCAGGGCAAGUCAGGUAAAUUCUCUGGGCCUCAGUUUCCCCAUCUAUAACAUGAAGGAGAUAGGUUAGAUUAUUUCUAAAAUCUUCCUAGUGCUAGCUUUCUAUAAUUAUAUGAAAGAACUGUGAUAUAUGAUGAUGAACCAUGGUUGCUAUUAUAGGGUAAUAAGAAAUUUGACUAGCAGUCUUUGUCAGCUUCCACCAUGACGUACCGUGGCCAGGGUCGAAAAGUGCAGAGGGUGAUGGUGCAGCCCAUCAUCCUCAUCUCCAGAUGCUUGCAAAAUAGAUCUCGGAUUCAGGUGUGGCUUCAUAAGCAAGCGAACAUGCGGAUAGAGGGCUGUAUCAUUGGUUUUGAUGAGUACAUGAACCUUGUAUUAGAUGAUGCCAAAGAGAUUCAUUCUAAAACAAAGUCAAGAAAACAACUGGGUCAGAUCACGUUAAAAGGAGAUAAUAUUACCCUGCUCCAAAGUGUCUCCAAACUACAAAUGAUCAAUGAAGUGAGAAAUUCUAGAGAAGUCCACGUAGUUUGUUUUUUUAGAUGUCCUUUGUUGGAAGGGUAGUUCUAAAACAUUUGGUUAUAUUAUUUUGAUUACCUUUAAGUUAUUACCAGAGGACAAUAAAUGCUGUUGGAUUGUUUUUAUUAAAAAAAAAAAAAAAAGAGUGCUCGCUUCGGCAGCACAUGUAUUACAAUUGGAACGAUACAGAGAAGAUUAGCAUGGCCCCUGCGCAAGGAUAGCAUGCAAAUUUGUGAAGCAUUCCAUAUUUUUGUUUUGUUUUGUUUUUUAAAGAUUUCAUUUAUUUAUUUGACAGAGAGAGACACAGCGAGAGAGGGAACACAAGCAGAGGGAGUGGGAGAGGGAGAAGCAGGCUUCCCGCUGAGCAGGGAGCCCGAUGAGGGGCUUAAUCCCAGGACCCUGGGAUCAUGACCUGAGCCGAAGGCAGAUGCUUAACAACUGAGCCACCCAGGCGCCCCACAUUCCAUAUUUUUGAAUCGUUGAACACUACAUCAAAAACUAAUGAUGUACUAUAUGCUGGCUAACUGAACAUAAUAAAAAAAAAAAAGAAAAGAAAAGUUUGACUAGUGUGAAUACUGUCAUCAAAGAUGGAUUUUUUUAUGUCACCCAUAGGAAGGUAGCCUUCUGAAAUGUCAACUUAGAGUCUGAAUAGGAAUUUAGAGGAGAUAAUAGACAUUUUGUUGUUUUUAUGGUUUGUAUAACCCUUAGACAAAGUUAUAACCCCUGCUAUGUGCUUCCAUAGCCCCUUGAACUUCCCUUAUCAUACCACUUAUCACAACAUAUCAUGAUUGAUUAUCUCACCUAGUGGAUUAUGCUUCAUGGAGGCAGAGAUAGUAUCUGUCUUCUUUCUCACUCAGUUUUAAAUCCUUACUACCAACUCAGCACCCAGCAAAGAGGAGGCACUUAAUAAAUCCGUGGCAUGAAUGAGGGCCAUUGUUGUUCAGUUCCUGCUCAAACAGAGAAGUCCUAAGGAGACUUCAUUUCAAAUAUGGUGACUAAGUUUUUUCCCCCUCGGAACCCCAGCCAUUUCAGAAAAAUAAAUAUAUGCCCAGGAUGACUAAUGUUUAUACUUUCUCUUCUAGAGAAUAAGGUCUCUCCUCCUUUCUCUCAUCUCAUUUUAUUGUUGAAUGAAGAUUUGAUAAUUUUAUGGUGAUGUCCAGAACUGAGCCAUCAUAGUAAUUUGAUUUGUUUUCCCCCCAAAGAAUAGAAUUAUCUAUCUUGGCUUCUUUUAGCUUAUAUCUUUUAUAUCCAUUUUGGCAGGUGAAAUUUCUCCUGGUGGUUUUUUUCAUGGAUGACUUUUCAGGAAUAGCACUAUACUGUAGAAUGAGCAGCAGACUAGUGAGUAGAGACAGACUAGUGAGUAGAGACAGGCUAGUGAACAGAGAAAUUGAAGAAGAUGACUUAGGGUUAAUGCACGAAGCACCAUAUUCUGACAGACCUGUCAGCUAAAGGAAAUUGAGAGUUAUUGAUACUAAGGGUGGUUAAUUAGCAAACAUAUCCUAGUCUACGUUUAAAAACUGUAACAUUACUUUCUUCCUUUCCUCUAAUCCUAAUCAUAAAUGACAGAGGGCACAGAGGCCUUUGAGGCUGCCAGUGAUGAUGAAUUAUAAAGGAAUGCUCUGGUGCCUGGGAUUUAAGGUUGAGUGAUUUACACUUCUGAAAAUCAGAAGUCCAAUAUGAUACCCACAUUGGAUACAAUGCAAAAAACAUGAAUUAACUUUUAAAUUUUUCUUGCUUUGUUCAGGUAAGCUUUCCUUCCCCUUGCCACCCCUCUCCUUAUUUCCACUGGGGCAAAAAAAAGAGUAUAAAUUCCUUCUUCAGAUCUUGGACUCUGUUCAGGGAGAGCUCAUUGAUUCAUUGCAUUACUGGGGGGGGGGG
Molecule: messenger RNA, 2865 nt
Organism: Mirounga angustirostris (Northern elephant seal)
Lineage: Eukaryota; Metazoa; Chordata; Mammalia; Carnivora; Phocidae
Product: small nuclear ribonucleoprotein E-like
Exons: 1
Coding region: 676-1032 (118 amino acids)
Biological process (GO): spliceosomal snRNP assembly; mRNA splicing, via spliceosome
Cellular component (GO): U4 snRNP; U4/U6 x U5 tri-snRNP complex; U5 snRNP
Molecular function (GO): RNA binding
Source: RefSeq, a predicted model, not a curated record